CAAAGGUUUGGGCCAGUGCCAUUCAUCAAGUCUACCAACGUACGGAAUCAAGUCGUCGUUAAUCAUUCAGCAUCUUUAUACCAGGCUCCUGAAGUCAUGCCUACCACCGAUGUCUCAAUCAGCCACACCGAUGUCCUCAUCAUCGGUGCCGGGCCCGCAGGACUGGCAUGUCUCGCUUUUCCUGUUCUUCUCCAACCGGAUAAAGUCACUGACAGAUGGCUUUCCUAGAUGAUGGCGACCUGGCUGGCCAAAUGUGGAAUCGACACGCGCAUCGUUGACAAGCGCGGCACCAAAAUCUUCAACGGACAAGCGGAUGGCUUACAAUGCCGCACCCUCGAGAUCUUCGACUCUCUCGGCUUCGGUCACCGCGCCUGGCGAGAGUCAAACCACAUGCUCGAGAUCCGGCUGUGGAAUCCGGAUGAGGCUGGAGUCAUUCGACUGAGCGACCGCAUCCCCGAUACCAUCCCAGGCAUCAGCAGGUUCCAGCAAGUGGUGCUGCAUCAAGGCCGCAUCGAGCGCUUCUUCCUCGACACCAUGCAAGAAUGCGGCGCGCACCCUGUGGAACGAGGCGUGCUGCCGGCCGAACUCACUAUCGACCAGUCGUUGGUGGAAGACCCGGACGCAUACCCCAUUUCCGUCCGUCUCCGUCAUCUGUCUGAGAAAGAGGCUACUCCUCAGCAAACCGCAACCUCCUUCAAUGGCCAAGCGGUGCAGGACGGCCUAUUCCGCAGCAAUAUGACAGCAGACGAUACCCACGAAAUCCUCGAAGCCGCCAAGCUAGACACCAAAGCCAACACGGAGGAGAUCGUCAAAGCAAAGUACAUGCUCGGAGCAGACGGUGCUCACUCCUGGACUCGCAAUCAGCUGGGUUUCACCCUGCAGGGCGACAGCACCGAUUUCAUCUGGGGAGUGCUGGAUAUCGUGCCCAUCACCGACUUCCCCGACAUUCGCAUGCGCUGUGCCAUCCACUCGGCCAAUUCUGGGAGCGUGAUGGUGAUUCCUCGCGAGAACAAGCUUGUGCGGCUAUAUAUUCAGUUGACGACCACCGAGAAUGCGGCGGACGGGGGUGCAGCCAAAGCAGACCGCACCAAGAUCAACCCCGACACCAUUCUGGCCUCGGCCCAGCGGAUCAUGGCGCCGUACAAGAUCACUUAUAGGAAGCUGGAUUGGUGGACGGCCUACCAAAUCGGUCAGCGUGUUGGCACCAAUUUCUCCGCCCACGAGAGAGUGUUCCUGGCAGGAGAUGCCGUCCACACCCACAGCCCCAAAGCUGGCCAAGGAAUGAACGUCAGCAUGCAAGACACCUUCAACCUAGGAUGGAAAAUCGCCAGCGUCGUCAAGGGCAUCUCCUCUCGCUCAAUCCUGAAAACGUACCAAUCCGAGCGCCGCCGCAUCGCACAGGACCUCAUCGAUUUCGACCACCGCUUCUCCCGCCUCUUCUCCGGUCGCCCGGCGAAAGACGUCAUGGACGCCGAGGGCAUCAGCAUGGACGAAUUCAAGGAAGCGUUCGUUAAGGGGAACAUGUUUGCCAGUGGGAUUGGUGAGUCCUGCUUUCCCUGCCUGUCAAGUGAUGCAACCACAACUGACGAAUGCAAAGCCGUCGACUACGGCGCAAGCCUCAUAGUCGCCAAAGCCGGAGACCCAGAAGACCAAGGCGACGGAACAGACGUAUCAGUCGCCCAAGAAUUCCGCGUCGAGUCAACACAAGACCUCGCCCCCGGCAUCCUAGUCGGCAAACGAAUGCCGAGCGUGAAAGUGCUCAACCAAUCCGAUGCCCGCCCCUGGCACUUCCAAGAACUCCUCCCCAGCAAUGGCCGCUGGCGCGUCGUCGUCUUUCCCGGCGACAUCUCCAAACCAGAGCAGCGGGCGAAGCUGGAUGCCGUAGGCGCAGCUAUGAACGACCAGUCCUCUUUCCUCCGCAAAUUCACUCCCCCAGACUCUCCGCACGACGCCGUCUUCGAGUUGCUAGCCGUGCACAGCGCGCCCCGCGGAACGACGACCAUCUUCGACUUCCCCGAAGUCUUUCGCCCGUACGACGAAGUGGAUGGCUGGGACUACUCCAAAAUUCUCGUGGAUGAAGAGUCGUAUCACGAAGGACAUGGGAAGAUGUAUGAGACUUUCGACAUCUCAUCGAAGGGCUGUGUGGUGGUGCUGCGCCCGGAUCAGUAUGUGUCGUAUGUGGGGCCUUUGGAGGAUGUUGGGGCUGUCAAUCGCUUCUUUUCGGGGUUCAUGAUUCCUUCGAAGGCGGCGGUUGGUGUGUCGGCGGCCAAGCCGGUUCCUGCCACGAACGGUCUUGCUACGAUGAAGGAGGGCAAUGGCGUGAAAGCUGCCGCGGUUGGUGCGGCGGGUGCACUUUAGAGUAGGGGAGACAAAGGGACUUGCGGGUAGUUUCACAAAUGAGAUCUUU
Molecule: messenger RNA, 2407 nt
Organism: Neohortaea acidophila
Lineage: Eukaryota; Fungi; Ascomycota; Dothideomycetes; Mycosphaerellales; Teratosphaeriaceae
Product: family 16 glycoside hydrolase
Exons: 5
Coding region: 229-2358 (709 amino acids)
Molecular function (GO): FAD binding
Source: RefSeq, a predicted model, not a curated record